Molecule: messenger RNA, 1095 nt
Organism: Knipowitschia caucasica
Lineage: Eukaryota; Metazoa; Chordata; Actinopteri; Gobiiformes; Gobiidae
Source: the annotation of a GenBank genome assembly
AUGGGAAGGCAUCUCUCCCUCCCCGUCUGGAGCCGCUUCAGCCCUGCCCGUCUGAAGCCGCUUCAGUCCUGCCCGUCUGAAGCCGCUUCAGUCCUGCCCGUCUGGAGCCGCUUCAGUCCUGCCCGUCUGGAGCCGCUUCAGUCCUGCCCGUCUGGAGCCGCUUCAGUCCUGCCCGUCUGGAGCCGCUUCAGUCCUGCCCGUCUGGAGCCGCUUCAGCCCUGCCCGCCUGGAGCCGCUUCACCGCUUCAGUCCUGCCCGUCUGAAGCCGCUUCAGUCCUGCCCGUCUGGAGCCGCUUCAGUCCUGCCCGUCUGAAGCCGCUUCAGUCCUGCCCGUCUGGAGCCGCUUCAGUCCUGCCCGUCUGGAGCCGCUUCAGCCCUGCCCGCCUGGAGCCGCUUCAGCCCUGCCCGCCUGAAGCCGCUUCAGUCCUGCCCGUCUGGAGCCGCUUCAGCCCUGCCCGCCUGGAGCCGCUUCAGCCCUGCCCGUCUGGAGCCGCUUCAGUCCUGCCCGUCUGGAGCCGCUUCAGCCCUGCCCGCCUGGAGCCGCUUCAGCCCUGCCCUCCUGGAGCCGCUUCAGCCCUGCCCUCCUGGAGCCGCUUCAGCCCUGCCCGCCUGGAGCCGCUUCAGCCCUGCCCGCCUGGAGCCGCUUCAGCCCUGCCCGCCUGGAGCCGCUUCAGCCCUGCCCGCCUGGAGCCGCUUCAGCCCUGCCCGCCUGGAGCCGCUUCAGCCCUGCCCGCCUGGAGCCGCUUCAGCCCUGCCCGCCUGGAGCCGCUUCAGCCCUGCCCGCCUGGAGCCGCUUCAGCCCUGCCCGCCUGGAGCCGCUUCAGCCCUGCCCGUCUGGAGCCGCUUCAGCCCUGCCCGCCUGGAGCCGCUUCAGCCCUGCCCGCCUGGAGCCGCUUCAGCCCUGCCCGCCUGGAGCCGCUUCAGCCCUGCCCGUCUGGAGCCGCUUCAGCCCUGCCCGCCUGGAGCCGCUUCAGCCCUGCCCGUCUGGAGCCGCUUCAGUCCUGCCCGCCUGGAGCCGCUUCAGUCCUGCACCUGUCCUCGUUCUACAACCUGAGUCCAGAGCUGCGCGGCCUUGGUCCUCGUUCUGUAGCUUAG